AUUUGUUUUCCAGUGGUUCGCACUGACAUACCCACAAUUCCUCUUUACAACUUCCUUUUCCGUUUAUCAUCCAAUAUGGUUGGACGUCAUCUUCCCAAGAAACGAAAGUUCGUUGCUGAUGGAGUCUUCAAGGCUGAAUUAAAUGAGUUUUUAACUCGAGAACUUGCGGAAGAUGGAUACAGUGGUGUUGAAGUUCGUGUAACUCCUACCCGAACAGAAAUCAUCAUUCUUGCCACCAGAACACAAAAUGUUCUCGGUGAGAAGGGCAGACGUAUCAGAGAAUUAACCUCUGUUGUACAAAAACGAUUCAACUUUCUUGAGAACACAGUAGAGUUGUAUGCUGAAAAAGUUGCCACAAGAGGAUUAUGUGCUAUUGCUCAGUGUGAGUCUUUAAGAUACAAACUCAUUGGAGGUUUGGCUGUACGAAGAGCUUGUUAUGGUGUACUAAGAUUUAUUAUGGAGAGUGGAGCUAAGGGCUGUGAAGUUGUUGUAUCUGGUAAACUGCGAGGUCAGAGAGCCAAGUCCAUGAAAUUUACAGAUGGUCUUAUGAUCCACAGUGGUGAUCCUCUCCUAGAAUAUGUAGAUACAGCUAUUCGACAUGUACUUCUUCGACAAGGAGUUUUGGGUAUUAAAGUAAAAAUUAUGUUGCCAUGGGAUCCCAGUGGAAAGAUUGGGCCUCGUCAACCAUUACCUGAUCAUGUCAGUAUAGUUGAACCAAAGGAUGAAGAUCCACCAGCGGCUCCAUACAGUGAACAUAAAGGUGCCAAGCCACAAGAUGCCCAACAAGCACCAAUCAUGUAAAGAUUUGUCGCUGUAAAAAAAAAAUUAAUAAAUUAUCAAAAAAAAAAAAUACCAACCUACUUUUAA
Messenger RNA from Patella vulgata (common limpet), 867 nucleotides. Its product is annotated as 40S ribosomal protein S3-B. Bases 76 to 801 code for a protein of 241 amino acids. Lineage: Eukaryota; Metazoa; Mollusca; Gastropoda; Patellidae. Gene Ontology annotation, biological process: translation; positive regulation of apoptotic signaling pathway. The record is from RefSeq and is a predicted model, not a curated record. Gene Ontology annotation, cellular component: nucleus; cytosolic small ribosomal subunit. The transcript has 6 exons. Gene Ontology annotation, molecular function: RNA binding; structural constituent of ribosome.